AUGGAGGCGGCGAUGCGGUGGCUGGUCCACAACUGCCAGCCCGAGGACUCCCUCGUCUUCCAUUUCUCCGGCCAUGGAUCGCAGCGAGUCGCCGACCCCUACAGCGAGGAGAAGGACGGCCUCGAUGAGACUCUCUGCCCCCUCGAUUACGAGACCAAUGGAAUGAUCCUCGACAAUGAGAUCAAUGAAAUCCUAGUCAGGCCGAUCCCUCCUCGAGCUAAGCUUCAUGCAAUCAUUGAUUCCUGCCAUAGUGGUACUGUGCUUGAUCUGCCCUAUCUUUGUCGGAUCAACAGGACUGGGCGUUGCGAAUGGGAGGACCACACACCUCUAUAUAAGCAUAAAGGCACCAAAGGAGGGCUAGCUAUUUGUAUCAGUGGUUGUGAUGAUAAUCAGACCUCAGCAGAUACAAGUGAAAAUUACUUCACCCUUUUGUAUGUCCUUUCUCUCUUUUUUGGAAAUGAAGUAACACUCCACCCAGUUUCAAUUCCGAUAUUAUUACUGAAACUAGAUAGCAUGUUGAGGGAGGAUGGGGAAUUGGAGAUUCGAGCAGCUACUAUUGAUGUCGGAAUUCGUCAUGUGAACUUAUUGUUCUGCAAGUUGAGCUCCUUCAACCUUGGGCAAAAAUCUUUAAUGGCUUUGUCUGGCUCUAUUACAACUGGUGCCAUGACUUACAGUUUAAUUCUAGCUCUUGACAGUAAUCCUGGAAUAACUUAUGGAUGCUUGCUUUACACCAUGCGCUCUGUGAUCCAUGGAGCCGACAUAAGUUCCAAGGCCAGGCUGGCUGAUCCAAUCGGCUCCUUCGUAAGGAGAGUUCUCAAAUUUGGAUUAAGACAGGUGCCUCAACUCUCUUCUUCGGAGAGGUUCGACAUUUAUCGGAAGCCAUUUCUCCUAUGA
Molecule: messenger RNA, 894 nt
Organism: Asparagus officinalis (garden asparagus)
Lineage: Eukaryota; Viridiplantae; Streptophyta; Magnoliopsida; Asparagales; Asparagaceae
Product: metacaspase-1-like
Exons: 6
Coding region: 1-894 (297 amino acids)
Biological process (GO): proteolysis
Molecular function (GO): cysteine-type endopeptidase activity
Source: RefSeq, a predicted model, not a curated record